UCCAGUGUUGCUGGCCUGAGAUGGGAGCGCACACAGCAGCACCAUCACGGCCGAAGAAACGGGAGAAAUCUGGAAAAGAGCAUUUAAAAAAAAACAAAAAAACAACAACAACAAUAUCACAUACGUGCCGCGGAGAAAAUGGGAUAAUGAACCAACUCAUUUACUCAGGCCGGGUCCUACCGCUUGAUCACCUCCUCUAAGAAACUCAGAUGUUGUCGUCGCUUGUGUUUUGCGCUUUUUUAUCCAUUCUCCUUGAGCGCUGCUGGUACAAAGGCGCUCGGUCCGGAGCAGCAGCAGCAGCAGCAGCACCUGGGAUUACCGCCAUAUGAAUGGACAAGAGUGAACGGACCAGCUAAACCUGGAAUUGCACACUCAGACAGUGAGUAACCCUCUGCGAGAUAUAAACACUUUCUUCAUUUUUUUUUUCUCCCUGAGAUCCAGAUCACCCGCGAAGACAACUGCUGUCAUUGUGUCGAUGCUGAGAUUUUUUUUUUUUUUUUUAAUUCUUCUGAAAGUGGCCUUUUCCGGAAUAAUGCAUGAGAAAGACAAGCUCUGCUACAGUUUUUUAAUCCUUCUUCUCUCACACACGUUCCCUGUUAUUCCUCUGACUGAACAGCCGGUUUCUCUUGUUCAGACUGGGAUGUAUUGUUGCGACUGCGCAACCGACGACAAGUGUCAGCAAUUAGACUGUGUGUUUCAGAAGGGGUUACCUACAGGCCUAUUAUAAACACUGUCCCUGCUUUACAUCUGGAGGUGGACAUUGUUGUCUGUACGGACUCUGUCGCGAACUGGACUGAAAAGGGACGAACGGUGCGCCCUCGGCAUCUGUACCCCACCCCCCACCACCACCCCCCGCCCCCCUGUGUGUGAAUCAGGGUCGGUCACAAAAUAAAUUAGGCACAAUAUGGUGGAGCCGGUGGGAUUCAUUGAGGCAUGGAAGGCGCAGUUCCCAGAGUCUGAGCCCCCCAAGAUGGAGUUGCGAUCAGUCGGUGGAAUCGAGCAGGAGCUGGAGAAGUGCAAGGCGUCUAUCAGGCGCCUGGAGCAGGAGGUGAACAAGGAACGCUUCCGCAUGAUCUACCUGCAGACUCUCCUGGCCAAAGAGAGGAAGAGUUACGACAAGCAGCGGUGGGGCUUCAGGAAGACGCCGCUGAACGAGGGGAUGGACCCUGCCACACAGGGUGCAGAGUCCCAGUCCCAGCAGCCACACAUGCAGGAGACUGGUGGGGUCGGAGUAGUAGUAGGUGGUGGAGGGUAUAGUGCUGGGAGUAUGGAUAGGGCCCGUUUCCAGCCUCUUGGAGAUGGAGCUGGUAGGUCCAAACCCAGACCUCCACCAGCCAGGAAGUCAGCCUCCCACGGAGACGGCCUGGAGUCAGCCUUCGAUGUACCCCAGCAAGUUGAGUCGACGUCCUGCGACAACCUGGAUGGCCUUUCCCCAUCCAAGCAGAGAAGCGGCAUCACCGUCUCUCCCCGCAGGCCCACCCUUCCACCCCCAGACAAGGAGCUGCCCUCUGACCCCAAGGACAAGCUCGGGAUGGGACUUGGCGUGGCAGCUCUUAGAUCCAACUUUGAGAGGAUCAAACGGGCCAACUCUCACUCUGCGGGUGAUGUAGCUAAGGGCCAGGAGAAGCAGCUGCCCCCGCCACCACCGCCGUUUUACACCAAUAUGGAAUUCCACCAUGAGAGGGGUCUGGUCAGGGUCAAUGACCGUGACGUCUCUGACAAGAUCAGCACCCUGGGCAGCCAGGCCAUGCAGAUGGAGCGAAAGAGAUCUCUUCACUCCCUCCCAGGUAACCUGGCAACAGUGGCUGGGGAGCUCCGCGCCAGGCCAGUCUAUAGAGGACGUUCCACUGAGAGCACCUGUGGCUAUGACGCAGAAUAUGAAGAUGGAGAGCCCAACCAGAGACAUUCAGGGAGGGCCAACGGGGGCAAACCUCCACCCCCGCCUUGGCAACCCUCUGAUUUCCAGGCUUAUUCCAGCGUCUAUGUUGGUGGGGUGAUGAUGGGUGAAGGUGGUAGUGGAGAUGGUAGAGGUGGUGGUGGAGGUGGUAGUGGAGUCACUAUGAGAGACCAUGGGGGAGGUGACGACCACCUCCUGACCUGGCCACGUCGCUCAUAUUCCCCAGGUAGCUUUGAGGAUGUCGGUGGAGGCGGCGGCUACACGCCGGACUGCAGCUCCAACGAGAACCUGACGUCCAGCGAGGAGGACUUCUCCUCAGGCCAGUCCAGCCACGUCUCACCCAGCCCCACCACGGCCUUCCGCCGGCCCUUCAGAGAGAAGAGCCGCUCGCCUUCCCAGAACUCCCAGAACUCCCAGCACUCCCUUGACAGCAGCAGCCCUCCGACGCCGCAGUCCCAGAAGCGUCACCACCGGCAACAGGGAGGCCAUGUGGUCAUGUCUGAGGCCACUAUUGUGAGCGUUCGCAAGACCGGUCAAAUCUGGCCACCUGCUGCUCAUCAUGACCUCUUGCCCCAUGGUAGAACAUCCCAUGACAACAGUUUCCAUGGAGACCACCUAGAUGGUCAUUUCACGGGGACCCCUCCUUCAUAUGGUUACGAUGCCGACCGUGCGGAAGAGCAGCGGAGGCACCACGACAUCCUGCCGUACAUCGAUGACUCGCCGUCAUCUUCACCGCACCUCAGCUCCAAGAGCCGCAGCAGUCGGGACACCCUCUCCUCGGGAUCGUUGGAGUCCUCCAAGUCGACUGAAUGUGACCUGGAAAAAGGUUUGGAGAUGAGGAAGUGGGUCCUGUCUGGGAUCUUGGCCACUGAAGAAACAUACCUCAGUCAUCUGGAGGCACUGCUGCUGCCCAUGAAGCCUCUAAAGGCUGCAGCUACAACGUCGCAGCCCGUCCUCACUGUGGCCCAGAUAGAAACCAUCUUCUUCAAAGUGCCUGAGCUCUAUGAGAUCCACAAGGAGUUCUACGACGGACUUUUGCCCCGCGUUCAGCAGUGGAGCCACCACCAGAGAGUCGGGGACCUCUUCCAGAAACUGGCCAGCCAGCUGGGAGUUUACCGAGCAUUUGUGGACAACUACGAGCUGGCUGUGGAGACGGCGGAGAAGUGCUGCCAGGCCAACACGCAGUUUGCUGAAAUCUCUGAGAACCUGAAGGUGAGGAGCCCCAGGGACUGUAAGGACCAGACAGCCAAGAACUCGCUAGAGGCUUUACUAUAUAAACCAGUGGACAGAGUGACGCGCAGCACAUUGGUACUUCACGACUUGCUUAAACACACGCCCACCAGCCACCCGGACCACCCUCUUCUGCAGGAUGCCUUGCGGAUCUCCCAGAACUUUUUGUCCAGCAUCAAUGAGGAGACAACGCCCCGACGCCAGUCUAUGACGGUCAAGAAGGGAGAGAACCGGCAGCUGCUGAAGGACAGUUUCAUGGUGGAGUUGGUGGAGGGAGCCAGGAAGCUGCGACAUGUCUUCCUCUUCACAGAUCUGCUGCUCUGCGCCAAACUGAAAAAGCAGAUUGGAGGAAAAAAUCAGCAGUACGACAGUAAGUGGUACAUCCCCCUGACUGAACUGACCUUCCAGGGCCCCGAGGAGACCGAACCACUUACCAUCCCCCAGGUCCCCGAUGAAGAGCUCGACGCCAUGAAGGUCAAAAUCUCACACCUCCGCAGUGAGAUUCAGAGAGAGAAGAGAGCCAACAAGGGUUCAAAAGUCAUCGACCGUCUCAGGAAGAAGCUGUCCGAACAGGAGUCUCUCCUCCUGUUAACAUCUCCGAGUAUGCCCCUCCGAGUCUACAACAAGAACGGCAAGAGUUACGGUUUCCUGAUUUCUUCUGACUAUGAACGUGCGGAGUGGAAGGAGAUCAUCAAAGAACAGCAGAAGAAAUGUUUUAAAACAUCCUCCUUGACUUCCAUGGAGUUGCAAAUGUUAACCAGCUCCUGCGUCAAACUGCAGACCGUCCACCACAUUCCACUCAGCAUCAAUAAAGAAGAGGAUGAAUCCCCCGGUCUCUGUGGGUUCUUGAAUGUAAUCGUCCACUCCGCCUCCGGCCUCAAACAGAGCUUGAAUCUCUACUGCACAUUGGAGGUGGAUUCUUUUGGCUUCUUUUCAAAUAAAGCCAAGACGAGAGUGUAUCGAUACACCACUGAACCCAAAUGGAACGAGGAGUUUGAGAUUGAGCUGGAGGGCUCUCAGACCCUGAGGCUGCUCUGUUACGAGAAGUGUUACAACAAGACCAAGCAGAACAAAGAGGAUGGAGAGAGCACAGACCGCAUCAUGGGGAAAGGACAGAUCCCGCUUGACCCUCAGACUCUCCAAGGCAAAGACUGGCAGAGAACAGUCAUUCCCAUGAACGGGAUUGAGGUUAAACUCUCCAUGAAGUUCACCAGCCGAGAGUUCAGCCUGAAGAGGAUGCCCUCGCGGAAACCUAUGGGUGUGUUUGGAGUCAAGAUCUCCACAGUGACCAAGCGAGAGCGCUCCAAGGUUCCCUACAUCGUCCGGCAGUGCCUAGAGGAGAUUGAAAGGAGGGGUAUGGAGGAGGUGGGCAUCUACCGAGUGUCAGGGGUGGCCACUGAUAUUCAGGCCCUGAAGACGGCCUUUGAUACCAAUAAUAAAGAUGUGUCAGUGAUGAUGAGUGAGAUGGACGUCAAUGCCAUCGCCGGGACCUUGAAGCUGUACUUCAGAGAGCUGCCAGAACCUCUUUUCACUGAUGAGCUCUAUCCCAACUUUGCAGGCGGCAUCACCCUGUCUGAUAGUGUGGCCAAAGAGAGCUGCAUGUUGAACUUACUGCUGUCGCUGCCAGAACCCAACCUGGUCACAUUCCUUUUCCUUUUGGAUCACCUGAAGAGGGUGGCAGAGAAGGAAAGUGUCAACAAGAUGUCUCUCCACAACCUGGCAACGGUGUUCGGGCCAACUUUGCUCAGGCCCGCCGAGAAGGACAGCAAGAUCCCCACUAACCCCACGCAACCCAUCAGCAUGGGGGACAGCUGGUCCCUGGAAGUUAUGGCACAGGUCCAGGUGCUGCUGUAUUUCCUCCAGCUGGAGACCAUCCCCACCCCGGACAGUAAACGACAGAGCAUCCUCUUCUCCACUGAAGUAUAGAGCUAACGUCUACCUGACACUUUGACCGUAAGGGAGUGAAAAAGAGACGGACCUUGGCUCAAAGUGAGCCUGUAGUAGUAUGUCUUUGAAUUGAAUGACCGAACUCAGUUAGGCUCUUGCAGCUGGUUAAGGAUUGUCUCUGGCGAUGUCCGCCCUGCCUCACAAGAGGGCGCCAUAGGGCCUCUGAAGGUCAGAGGAUGUGAGGUCCUCUGCAUACAUACCGCUCAUAUUAAGUACGAUUCCUUGUACCUUCAUUGAUGUUGUGGGUACAUCUGCCAUCUACAUUUCUCCAGCCUGCUCUUUGUUGGUCUUUACAUUGAACCUUUACAGCUUGUAGAAAGUUGUGGUUCCUAAGUCAAGAAGCUGAAGAGAAUGAAACUUGUCUUUCUUGAUUCAUGGAAUUAGCUUGCCAACAAAUCACAAUUUCCAUGUAUCUUUGUGUUCGGGCAUUGUUCUCUAUUUGUGUGGGCUUUUUUUUUUUUUUUUUUUUGGACAAUCAUCAAGUCGAGACUCUUGCAAAAUAUGUUUAUCCAUGUCCAACAUUACUACAUGUCUAGUUGAGGAAAAUUCAAAUUGUGUCUUACAUAAUCUCAGUGCAUUGUUCCUGAGAAGACGAGAGGAGACAUUUGUGCUGUUUGUUGGAGUUUAAAGUGUACAUCCAGAGCUGCCACCUUACUGGAUUUUCUUUUUCUUUGUGUCACAAAAACCCGCGGGAAGCAAAACUCCUAUAAGUUCAGAUGUUUACAACGUAAACAAAACCCGGUUGGAGUCAGAGACAAACUCUACGGCAUGAAGAAGGACUGUAAGAAAAAAGAAAAAAAGGAACCCGAUGAUUAGAAAUACACUGCAAUCCGACUGCCUGCAGUUUAUCUAACUACAAAAGAAAAUUUCCUCUAUUUGUGUUGUUUGUGUCUCAUGGUAGUCUUCAGCAUAAAUACCCAGGAAGCAAUAUAUUUUCUAACAUAGGAGUUGUCUGUGUUCAUAUCUUUGCUGACGAAAUGUCCUUCUUAUUGUAACAUAGGACAUCUUGCCAAAUUAAUAUGUUGUUUGUUUGUUUGUUUCUAGGAAAAAAGGAAGCAGUUGUAUUUACAGAUACAGUAUGUACAUAAUCUUAAAGUUGUAUUUUUUUUUCUUUUUCUUUAACAGUAUAAUCAUUGUUGCUAUUACUGUAAUUUAUUUUCGGGCUGGGGGAUAAAUUGGUUUGUUUUUUAUGUGAAUUUCUUGGGUUUAAGAAAGUGGUAGGUCUUAGCCUUGACUUCAAGUCUUGCAGUAAAUAAGCAGGAUUUAGCCUUGAUCUUCUAGAAACUACUCAGCUGUUCUGUCCAGCCUAUCAAUUACUCAUUUAGAUAUUAUUAAUGAAGGUAACACACACAUUGUAGUUACAUACUGUAUGCUGCUGUGGAAAAGGCACAAGCUCUUUAACUGCUGGGUGUUCUACAGCAGAACGUCUCGCAUCCAGAGACCAUCGCCUGUCUAGUGUAGACAUUAUGCAAUGUCAUAAUACAGCACAUACUCACAUACACACACACACACACACACACAGACACACCACACACACACACACACACACACACACACACACACACACAUGGCGUUGUCUCCUCUAAUCUAUGGCUGCAGAAGUGCACUCAUGCAAUGUUAGAACUACUGUAUUACAAUUCAAGUGACCUGAGCACUCGGCAUUUAUGUCCAUUGAAGAGCAUAUCUGUUGGUUUAAUGAAGGAAUCUUAUUUAGUUCAUCUUCUCCUGAUGUCUUUUUUUUUAUUUCUCUCUAAUGUCCUACUAAUUCUUCGUCCCUUUAACUGUUGAUAAGCCUGAAGUUGUUCCAGCUCAAUGGCCAAGUUAAAGAAAAGUUUUUUGGGUUUUUUUUGGUACCUAAAUGAAAAAUUUUUAAGUUUAAUCUCUGUGUCCUAGAUUUAACAUGCAGGCAUGUUUUUAUUUGGCAUUAGUUUUUUCUUUGUGUUCUCGUUAUUUCUGUUCUGUUUGCAAAGGUGUCAUCACAGACUUGGCUUUGGGAUGCUGGUGACUCAUGACGAUCUGGUUUAUGUUAGUACAAUCGUUCACGGGCCCAUUUAAGUAUUAAUGUCAUGGUUGGUUUCCCAUAUACUGUAUAUCAAAGUCUUAAAACUUAAAGCAGUUGAUGAGUUGAAUGGAUCUGAGAAGGGCUUGUAAGAUAUCACAGGAAGGCGUAUGUGAGUAAGUGUUAUUAGUAACAAAUUUUCUGUUUUUUACAUGAAUGUCUUUAGACUUUUAAUGGCAAGAGAUAUCUUUCCCUUUGGAUACAUAUCAACGCCUGUCAAGAAACCCAAACAAGAAUUUGAUGCUCAAAAGAUGUUUUGUGUUGCCUGACGUCAACUUGGUCUAUAGAUUUUAGAUGAAACACCACAAUUGACUCAUUCCAAUGAACAAUACUGUUGAGAUUUUAUUCUGAAAGUGUUCAUGCCUUCAGUUCCAACACGGUUUUGUGUGUGUUUUUUACUGCCAUUGUGUACUUCCACUAUCUUUGGCCUAUGUAGCAUGCUCACAGUCUUUCAUCGCCUAUAAUUCAGGAUGUGAGACAGAGAAUGAAACCACGGUUCAUGAAUUCCUUCAUUUGUGCAUCACCUUUAGAAAAAGUCCUGAUUGCCUACACUACUCUACCCUAUCGUGCCUCGACACUGUUCCUUUGGUUUAGCGCCUGUGGUAAAUGUCAGUGAAAAAAUAAAUGAAUAAAAGAAACGCUGAUGCUGGAGAUGUCCUUGAGUCUCCUGUUGCCUUUGCUGAGGACAGCCACACACCUUUCAUCUCUUAAAGACUAAGACAGGACCUUAAACUUAAGCAUGGUCUUAGCUCCUAUUAGAACACGCCCCCCACCUUCGUCUGACUGUGAUGCUUUAAAUCAAACUGUGUUAAUGUCAGUCUUAACGGGGCAAAGGACAGAAUUUCUUGCCCAUGUCUUUGUUUUAGCUCUUAAACAGCUCCUUUAAUGCCUUUUUAUUUUUUAUUUAUUUAUGCUUUGACCCAGUUUGGUAUGAGAAGGUCUACUGGAUCUAUUUAUUUAUGAUAUCAUGUCAUCGAAAACUAAUGUUGAUGGUUAAAUGGUCUUUAUAUGGGGUACCUUUUUUGGGGGAAAGAAUUGAAAGCUAUGUCAGUAUGUUUAUCGAACAUCCCAUUAAAGUCACAGCUGUUUGUCCCAGAAUCACAACCACUGUGUACAAUCGCCGCCACCCCCCCCGCCCCCCCCAGACUCCUGCAUCGUCGGCUCAUCUCAUGUAGUUCUUUGUGUUGUACAACAGACUGGCCACUGUGAUUGUUUAGCUAUCUGAUUAAGAUAACUGAAUAGCAGGCGCAGGUUCUUGUCAACUUUCAAAGGUAGAUUCUGUGAGUUGACAUAACUCAAACUUCUCCUACUUUUCCAUAGAGUUGUAUCAUAUGUAUUAUACUAGAGAGUACAUAAUUUGGUUUCCGUUUUAUUUAUUGUGGCGUCCAACUGACGUAUGAUCGUCCGAGAUUGAUCAAGCCGGUACACCUCUAGUCUCUUUGAGAAGCCAAACUGUCGGUAUGUGGUAGAGGAGAAAAGAGUCUUAUAUUACUCUAAAAUCUGCAUUGUUUUGGUCUGUUGAUUGUCAGUGUAACUGCAUGUACCCUCCAUCAUACAGUUCCCUCCAUACUCUGUCCUUUAGUUCGUGAAAAAGUAAAUACAACAAAGACGGUUUAAUUUUUCUGUGCAAUAGCCUGAAAGUAUGGAACAUAUUGCUCUACGUGAAAAUUACAAACCUCUUGCAUUUAUUGUACAUGACCCUGGUAAUAAUCACUACAUUUCCUUACUACAAGUAAUACUUUCCCUCUGCUGCCACUGUUCUGACAUUGAAUGAGGUUUGUUUUGUUCUAUCCUAACAUACAACGUAAAGCUGAGGAUGAGACUUGCUGACCAACCACGAAUACUUUCUCUUUUUACCUUCUGCAAAUUUUUUGACUCUUGUUCCUGUUCAAUAUUCAAUGUUCUGCUUGUAGAACUGUACAAAGGAAUACUGUAUUCUGAGGGAAAACAUGUUUGGAAGGCAUUUGCAGCCCAUGUUUGUACACAAAAAUGUUAAAUAAAAUCUCAUGUAUCUACAUAGA
This is a messenger RNA of Seriola aureovittata, 9154 nucleotides long. It is a transcript of the gene bcr, whose product is annotated as BCR activator of RhoGEF and GTPase. The transcript is spliced from 23 exons. NCBI's taxonomy places the organism in Eukaryota, Metazoa, Chordata, Actinopteri, Carangiformes, Carangidae. Gene Ontology annotation, biological process: positive regulation of GTPase activity; intracellular signal transduction; protein phosphorylation. Gene Ontology annotation, cellular component: membrane. The record is from RefSeq and is a predicted model, not a curated record. The coding region runs from base 905 to 5053 and encodes 1382 amino acids. Gene Ontology annotation, molecular function: guanyl-nucleotide exchange factor activity; GTPase activator activity; protein serine/threonine kinase activity.